This is a messenger RNA of Pundamilia nyererei, 1936 nucleotides long. RefSeq names its product lipid phosphate phosphatase-related protein type 5-like. Bases 462 to 1550 code for a protein of 362 amino acids. The transcript has 8 exons. Gene Ontology annotation, cellular component: plasma membrane. The record is from RefSeq and is a predicted model, not a curated record. Gene Ontology annotation, molecular function: phosphatidate phosphatase activity. Gene Ontology annotation, biological process: phospholipid metabolic process; phospholipid dephosphorylation; signal transduction. NCBI's taxonomy places the organism in Eukaryota, Metazoa, Chordata, Actinopteri, Cichliformes, Cichlidae.
CACACACACAUUUUCUCUCUCGCUUUCUUUCUCUCCCUCUCCUCAUAUCCACCGGCAACUGAGCAGGCUCCCUCACCAAGCCCGUGGAUCCCUUCACUUGACUAAUUAGCCUUGAAGUGCUGUUGAAGAUCAUCAUAUUUAGCUUAGUGACCUAGCGGCAGAGUGCAGACAGAUAUAGACUUGGCUGGCUGGAGGCAGAGUGCCUGGCAGCGGGCAAGCUCUCUAUCUCUCUCUAUUCACACUCACCGCCGAGGGCUUCUCAGUGGCGGAGCGGCGGAAGUGAGGGGCGUUUUUGCUUUGAAAGAGACGAGAAGGGGAAAAGAGAAAGAAGCGGAGCUGAGACCACAACAAAACCUCAGAAUGGAAGUCCGCUGCAGGAGCACAACCUCCUAGAGACAGAAACUGUGAGGUGGCAGCCGUUACUUUGCAGCAGCACUGCUUCCAACAAAAAGACAUAGAAGAUGAUGGACAGUCGCCUGUCAGCACAGGAGAGGACAAUGAGGAACCUUCCUCCAGACAGAGGCUUUCAGAAAACCAGCACCUACAUCGUGCCCUGCUUCCUCUUUGUGGAGCUGGUCAUCAUGGCAGGGACCGUUCUGUUGGCGUACUACUUUGAGUACACAGACACGUUCCCCGUGCACAUCCAGGGCUUCUUCUGCUUUGACAAAGCUUACUCCAAGCCGUACCCAGGACCAGAAGAAAACAGCAAGGCUCCACCUGUCCUCGUCUACUCUCUCGUCACCGCCAUACCCACUGUGACGAUUCUUAUCGGGGAGGUGACCAGUUUUUUUGUGAAGACAGAAGGCGCUCAGGAGAAGACCAUAGUGACGGCUGACUGCUGUUACUUCAACCCUCUCCUCCGUAGGAUCGUACGUUUUCUGGGUGUGUACUCUUUCGGCCUCUUUACCACCACCAUCUUUGCCAAUGCCGGUCAGGUGGUGACAGGAAACCAGACGCCUCAUUUCCUAUCUGCCUGUAAGCCAAACUACACAGCUCUGGGCUGCCAGUCUCCACUGCAGUACAUCGCAGAGCACCGAGCCUGCACAGGAAACCCGUAUCUGGUGGUGUCCGCCCGCAAAUCCUUCCCCUCCAAAGAUGCAGCGCUCAGCUUCUACUCAGCCAUCUACACGGUGAUGUAUGUGACUCUGGUGUUCAGGACAAAAGGGACCCGCCUGAUGAAGCCCACAUUAUGCUUGGUGCUGCUGUCUCUGGCUGUGCUGGUUGGGGUGGUGAGGGUGACUGAACACAGGAACCACUGGAACGAUGUUCUGGCUGGAUUCGUAACGGGUGGUGCCAUUGCUGCCUUUCUGGUGUCAUGUGUGAUCAACAAUUUCAGGCCAACCCAGAUAGCAGCGUCGACUCCUCCACCUCCUCAGCGCUCAGAGCCCCCCGUUGGGCUGCCUCUUCUCAGCCUGCCCCGCGUGGAGAGUCCACUUGAAAAGCUCCAGGGCUACCGUAUUCUGAGAUCACAUGACCAUCAGCCAAUCCCGUCCCCUGCCCCUCCCGAUGUGCUCCUCCCCUCACGACGUUGCCUCACCAGCGCAGUCUAGACCUGCCCACUGAGUGCCCCCCGCCCUGCCACGCCCACCCUGAAGGACGAAAGCCUCUCAGACGAGUCAAAUCCACCCAGGUCUGAAGGUCCACCCGUCACAUGAGACAAACCAGCAAAAAUCACACACAGCGAGCCUGGCCAAAAUUCGCCAUCUGCUAAGGACCAGACGGAGACAGAGACCUGCCCUCCUUACCUUGCACUGUCCUGUUUGUCAUCCACGGUGGCCUACCUUCUCCUUUGGGUGAAAAAGACCCAUUUCAUGACUCGCCAAAGCCAGAGCUGUUAAAGCAAUACUGUUUCCUGCUUUCUUGUCCAGUUUUUCCACAAAGACUAUAAAGACUGUUGGCUGGUGAUGACUUGAUAUUUUAAAAACAACAACAACAA